Molecule: messenger RNA, 7398 nt
Organism: Zalophus californianus (California sea lion)
Lineage: Eukaryota; Metazoa; Chordata; Mammalia; Carnivora; Otariidae
Gene: ERICH3
Product: glutamate rich 3
Exons: 15
Coding region: 278-4951 (1557 amino acids)
Source: RefSeq, a predicted model, not a curated record
AGCGCCUGGGCCUUUCCAGAACCUCCACGCUCGCCUUCCCUCCUCCCUUAGCAACCGCGAGGCUGUGGAUACCGCCAGCGGGUGGGGGCCCGGGAGGCACGGGGCAGCUCUGCGGCGGCGGCGGCCCAGCUCAGGUGGCCCGCGCACGGGCGACCGCAUUGCGGAGCCACCCCGCGAGCACAAGUGUCGCUGCGCCAGCGCGCACAGGGCCGCGCGCACAGGGCCCCGCGCACCCGACCUCCGCACCUGCCGUGGGUCCAAAAGGGAUGCUGCAAAAAUGAGCCAUUCUCACCCGGCUGGAUUGCUUGCAGCAUAUAAUAGUCUUACCGAUAAACACCUGACUGGAUAUUUUAAUAACACAAGGAUAAGGCGGCAUCUGUUAAGAUCAGGGCUGAUCACAAGAAGUGGAAGAAUACUUUCUGAAAAAGAAUACAAGCUAAAUAUCAUGAAGAGGGAUCACCAAAAAUAUAUCCGGGAGUGCCUAGCUCAGGCUAUUUUCCAUAAGGUUCUUGAUAUGGAGCGGUAUCAUCAACUUGAAAUAAAAAAAAAACUGGAGACGUUAGCUAGGAAGGAGCGAAUUCAGAGAUUUAAGGGAGAACCCACAAGAUGGUCUAUAGAAAAUAACAUGCCAAUCCUGUCUCCCCAUCCCCCAGUUGGCCCAAAGACUAACCGUGGCCAUAGUGUCCUGGUUGAUGAAGGACAUUCCAGUCCAGUAACACUGACAGCCCCUCGACCAUACACUGCCCCAGGAAAUAUGCAGCCUCCAAUUCGAUUAAAGCCUCUUCCCAGUAAUCCUGCGGUAGGAACUGUUCCAAAGAUAACUUCGGGGUCCAGAUCGAAAACCUCAUUGCUGGAAAAUGAAGCUCCAUUUCCCAUUGGGGGCAAGAAGGCAGUGAUGAAGUUCAGGAACUCCAUGGACAAUUCACAGGGAGUGAAUCGCUAUCAACUUCCAAACAUUAACAAUUACACGAUGCCUAUUCCUCCUGCACCUCCUCCCCCCAGUGGAAGAAUCAUAAGGGAAAAUAGACUUGAGUCAUGGAGAAGGAGAAGAUUUCGUCCAACCACUGCUCCAGAUGGCUUAGAUCCUCUCUUUACCAGGGAUUCAAGAAAGAUUCAUAAAACACCACCGCACAGUAAUGCAGCUAUUACAAUGAUCUAUUUGGGGAAAACUGUGCACCUGUCUCAUGAUCACCCAGACUUUCGGGAUGAAAUAAAAGUUUAUCAACAGCAUUGUGGUGGGGAAAACCUUUGUGUUUACAAAGGCAAACUACUUGAAAAAGAGACCUUUCAGUUUGUUUCCAAAAGGCACCAUGGUUUCCCCUUCAGUCUCACCUUUUUCCUGAAUGGGAUGCAGGUGAACAGGUUAAGCUCCUGCUGUGAAUAUAAGCAUCGGAAAGGUUCCAGACUUGGAGGCAAACGAGGCUACUUCGGGUUUGUGUGCGUGCAGAGAUCAUCUCCUUGUUACAAGUGCAUUAUUGCAAUGGGCCUUGACAAAAAUCCAACUUCACCAAAGCCUAAGAGAGAAAAGAGUAUGGAGAAGAGAGAAGAACUGAAGAAGGGUGAGGGGAAACUGAGGAAGGAUGGAGGGUACAUGAUACCGAGAAGGAGUGAGAUGGAGGGGAACAAAACCGCUUCAGUCAUUUUUUCAGCUCAAGAAGAAAAAACGGGGAUCGUAGAAGUGAGAACAGCUGUGGAGGAAAUGGAACUUGAAGGAAAACCAGGACAAGAUGUUUGGGGAGAUGCCCAGGAAAAUAUAUUUCAAUACGAAUAUGAAGAAGAUUUUGAAGUAGAUGAGGAGAAACAAGAUGAGAAAGCUAAUGAAGAAGGACAGGCUGAUGAUCAAAUGAAUGAGAUGUCAAAGUCACCCUCAGAUGAUGAAAAAGAUCAUUUAGACCCUGAAAAGGAAAGUGAAACCUUGUCGCAGAGGGCAGCAGAUGCUGAUGACAAUAUGAAGGAUGAAGGGGAUGGAUGCUGUGACAGUGAGCUAGAGGAGGAUAAACAAGAUAUAAAGACUGUUUCAUCAUCUUCAUCCAGAAGUCGCCCAUGUUCUAGUUGCAGUGAAGAUGAGUCUGCACCGGGAGAUAGAGGGGCCCACGCUGAAAACAGCCCGAACAGAAGGGCCAGAAGUUCAUCUUCUCAGGAGUCAAGUGAAAGUGAUGAGCCAGGAAAAUCCCACCUUCCAACUGAGGAUUACUUAGAAGUUGAAAUUGAAGACCAAGAAUUCAUAACAGCAGAUAUAGAGACCAAGCCUCUGCCCACAGAGGAACGCUUGGAGAAUGUUCUUGAAGAAGAAAUGGAGAAAGGAACCCAAGUGAUUGCAGAGGGCUUAUCUGAGAAGUCCAGGGAAUGUGUUUCCACAGAAGAAAAAGAAAAGGAUAAGAGUAGGUUUUGGGAAGGAAGCACUGCUAAGGUGAAGGACAAAAAGGCAGGUCCCCGUAGGGUGGAAAAAGAUGUUGGACAGACUGUUGCUGAGGCUGUGGAACCUGGUAGCCACCGGCACUAUGGCACCGAGUCUGGUGUUAGCAGCACGGACGAGGAGAAGCACUCGAGGAAGCUGGAGAUUGACACGGGUGCAGCACCACACAGGAAUUUCGAGGAACGAGCAACACUCAGCUCAGACGCGGAAUCCAAGCAAGGUGCAUCUGAAGCGUACACACUGGAGAAGAAAGAAGCAGUGGAGGGUGAUGGACUUCCCCAGCACAGGGAUGCUGACACAACCAAAGAGAAAGGGGGUGCAGCCCAGUGGGGAAAAGCAGGGGUUAAUGAUGUUCCCUUGGGGCAGGGGAAGUCAACAGCCCCAGCUUUAAUAGGACAAUUUACUGAGGAAAGAGAGAUCCCUCGGGGCAUAGCAAGUGGGGCAGAGGCAGAAGCAGAAGGGGAUCCAAGGCUGGAUAAAGAGGAGUUAAGCCCCAGGGGAAAAGAAGCCACCAGAGCCUCUGGAGGUCUGAAAGAAGACGAGGCUCCUGAAGAGGCGGCCUUGCUGCCCACAGUGCUGGAGACUGAGAAGGCGGCUGCCGAGGAGGAGCGGGGCUCCCAGAAGGCAGUGCUUGCACGUGAGGCAGCAGCUCCAGACUCAGAGCGUAUUCAGGAGGCCGCAGCCAUGAGGGAGGCAGUGACACUAGAGGAGAGAGAGGCUGAGAGAGGUGAGGCCGUGAGUGCUGCAGGGUCUGAAAAGCCCGAGGUGAACAGUGAAGAGCAAGCAUCUACAGACCUAGAGGACCUGGGAGCCGCGGGAGAUGCUGCCUCUGAGAGAGAAGCUGGUUCAGAAGAGGCAGUGCUUGGGGGAGAGGAACCGGCCGAAGACAGGAAGGCAGCUUUGGGACCGCGGACACCCUUGAGCUCCUCAACUUGGGAGAAGGCUGAGGCAGCCCCGACGGGGCUUUCGGAGGACAGCCUGGAAGAGCUUUGUAGGGAAGAUGCUGACAGGGGGGAGGUUGGGACUGAGGCAGAAUCUAAUAAAGAAGAUGACAAGAAAGAAAUGCUACCCGAGGAAUUAGGUGUAGCAAGAGAGAGGACGAAAGCGGAGAGGCCAGAAUCACCUCUGGAGGAAACUGAAUCUGAGAGGGGAGAGGUGACCAGGGCAAAUGCACGGCCGGGUGAAGACAUUUUAGAAGAAGAGCACAAGUUUAAAGGGGAAGAGCAGGAAACCGCGAAGGAAGUGAGAUCUGAGGAAGAGACACAAGUCUCCCAAAAUGAAAUGGAGUGUGAUGCCGAGGGCGAAGCAGCCAUGGGGCCCUUGGAGUUGACGGACGACGCAGGGCCGCAAGGAGGAGAUUCACUGAGAGAGAGGUGGGGGGCCAUGUUUGAAGCGGCACCUGGGUAUGAAGAGUCACUGGAAAACACAACUGCUCUGAAGAAACAGGAAGGAGGGGAAAGCCUGAGGGAAGCCUGGGACCCAGAGCACAAAGGCAGAGCCGCGCCGCUCCCCAGGGAGAACGGGGCUCCCUCGGGGCCGGACCAGGGGCCGGGCCCUGAGGGGGAGGGUGUGUCAGGAGCUCCUGAAACGGAGCUAGCAGGAAAGGGGCAGGCCCCGGAGGCAAAGAUCGCAGCCCCAGGUGGGGCCCAGGAGCGCGCGGCCAAAGAUCAAGAUGGCCUCGCUGGACUGGAAGGAGGGGAUGAGGAAGGGCCUCUGCAAAGGCAGCAAGGAGCGGAGGUCACAGCGAUGACCCAAGAAGAUGUUUCCGAGGAAGGUUCCGUGAUGGCAGAGAAGCUGAGUGAAGAAGCUGGGGAUGAGGAGGCAGAUAAAGAGUGCGCUCCGGGGCCAGGAGUGACGAGGAACGGGGACACGGAGGGGGACGGGAGCUUGCAAGGAGGCGCGGUGGUGGCCGAGGGAGAUCUCCACCAAGGAGAAGAAGCGGCAGGAACGGCCGCAGAGAAGAGGGAGGUGUUGGCAGAUUUGCAGACAGCUGAGGGGAAAACAGGGGCAAAGAAAGCCUCCUCCCUGUCAGAUGUUGCUGGCAAGGACACUUGGCACAAAGUGGAGGAGGUACUAGGGAAACCGGCAGCUGCCGAGAAGGUGGUGGCAGGGGAAAGAGCGCCGAGCAGGGAGGAGGAGCCGGCGGUGGAGGAGGUGACGGGGACGUGGGCACCAGAGGCUGACGUGGGGGCUCCACGAGAACCUUCAGGCCCGGGAGGGCAGGCCCCGCAGCUAGGGCAGGGUCCAGAGGGCGGGGGAACUGAAACCGCGCAGCGGGCAGAGGCGGUGGGAGAGGAGCCCGGCCCGGGGAGCGGAGACGAAGCACGGGAGUUGGGUGCGGGCGGAGAAUUCAGCCCAGGAGUGUCCCGAGGGAGAAAGUCGGAGCCUAGGGGAGAGAGUCUGCAGGGCGUGCAAACGCUCCCUGUAAAACCUGAUGACACGGAAAGCCAAGAGAGGCAAGCGCUUACAGUGCAAAGAGAAAAAGAGCAGGUGCAAAGAGAAAAAGAGCAGGUGCAAACGCAGAUGUCUCCUUGAACAACACGAAGGCCUAAGGGACUUUGGGGCAGAAGGAUAUUUGAGAGAUGUCUUCUGGAAGAUUUAAAGACUGGAGAAAGAUUAACCCAAGCAUCUCACUUAGAACUUUGGAUUCUUACCUUUUUUUUUAAAUCCUCGUGCUUGUCUGAGCUGGUUCCCUGUCUAGCAGUGCUGGUCAGGUGCACAGUGAGCACCUUGAAAGUAACUGGAUCCAUCUGUAGGACCCUCUUUAGGGGCAGCGGUUCCUAAUGGAGGACUGUGAGGCUGUUAGGUACUCAACAUAGCUAACGUAUCUCUAUUCAAAUCCAACUGAUAGUUUUCCAAAUGUUUGACUUUUACCAAAGAUCACCCAAAAGGCUCGGUCUUCACAUCUGGGGUUAGUUUAAAUUCCUUUUUUUAUUUAUAAUCAAAUAUUAGUUCCGGUUUCACACAUUAGAGUUUUACUUAAAGUCUGUGGCUUGGGGCUUUAAUGACUUAGUUUGUGAAAAUGAGCUCUGAAGGUCCUUCCGUGUACACUCAAUACUAAAGAUUGCACCAGCCCUGUAAAUCCUUCCAGAAAGGGAUUCUAUGGCAUGUAGAUUCACUUACACUUAGAAAUAUUUAUUCAUCCUAUUUAUGCCAGAAGAGUACAGUGGCAAUCUUAUUUCAAAAUGCCCUUUGCUUUUUUUUUUUUUUUUGUAUGUGUUUCUGUCAUUUUGCUUUCUAAGGUAGACUUAAAUGCUUGUCGCAUUUUGUCCCUGGGGCCUUAUUUAUAGGUCCAUUCAAAUGUAAAUCAAAGUAGUAAAUAAUUUAGCUGACUGAAAUGAGUAACAAUAAUGAUAGCAGGUAAACAUUGCACAUCAGCACAUACAUCAACAUUCUAGACUCCGGAUUCUUUGGUUGAUGUCAUUUGAUGGAAAAGAAACUUGGAUUAAAUUAGUGUGCUGCUCACCUGCCCAAGUUCUGUUACUUCAAACCUGUGAACUAACCUUGCAGGGCAUUGUAAAUCAACAGUCAAGAUCACUUUCUAAAUUACCCAUUGAUAUUACUAGAAAUAGCUGUGCAUCAGUGUGCCUACUGGGGAUUUUGAUUUCCUUGAAGAUGUCUUUGUUCCUAUACCAGUACUCUAAAGGGCACAUAUGUUUGGCCAUCUUUUCUCCCAUGAGGAGGUGAAACAAAAUUUCCUAAAGCAGCGAUUCUCCAGCUGGACUACACAUUAGACUUGCGUGGAGCACUUUCAUGAAUGAUUCAACCCCUGGCCCCCUGGCCCACAGAGAUUUGGGUUUAAUUAGUUUUAGAUGGGUCUAGACAUCAGGUGUUUUGGUUUUUGGGGUUUUUGUGUGUUUUUUUAAAUUCGGUUGAUUCCACUGUGUAGCUAAAAUUGAGGACUGCUGCCCUAAAUCAUCAUAUAAUCUAUGCUGACUGCCCUACACUCUAGGCCCCUAGGGACCAGGCAUAUUAUCUUUAUAGGUAUGUUGCAUUUUAAUAAAGGAGUCCUUGAACGAUCAAAGAUAUAAUGGACGUGUGGUUCUCAAAAUGUGGUCCCUUGAUGAGGAUAUCAGCAUCCCCUGGAACUGCUCCAAAAAUCCUCAUUCCCGCCCUCACCUCACACCUAUUAAAUUGGAAACUCUGUGGCUGGGGCCUCCCAGUGGGUGUUUUAAUAAGCCCUCCAGGUAAUUGUGAUGUACUCUAAAGUAUGGAACUGCUAUCAUGGACUCUGGAUUGUACUGAGGAUUAGUCUCAGUUGGAAAACGGAUUGCAGAAGCAUUGUGAACUUUCUCUCUUUGUCUCUUUUUCUGUCUCUAUUUUUCUCCUUUUCUCUAGGAAAGGGUACUCACUCUAAAAGUGAUGGAUUCAUCUUUAAGCUUAUUUUUAUUAUGACUGUAAUGAUGUGUUUAUGACAUCUUCCAGCCCCCCUCCACAAGGAUGAGCACCUCUCACAGCACACCACAGAUCGCCAUUGUCUAUCUUAGGUUUUAUGAGUGGGUUUCAUCUAUAGUAUAUCUAAUUUCAUUUAUUACUGAGCUGCAUUACUGUGGAGCCCGACAGUAUUUGUUUCCUGAUCUCAACCUCAAUGCUACAGAGCACUUUGAAUACAUAGCACCUUAUGAGAAAGAUUGUAAACUUGUUAAUUCUAUUGAAGAAUGAGUUUUGUACAAUGUGCUAAAUGGAAAUUGCAUUGAAUUAUUUUUAUAUUUAACACAUUCCGUCAAAACAUUCUGUAACAUAAUCCUACAAUCUGCAUGUGGGUUUAAGUGUGAAAUUCAGUGUUGGGAUAUUUUGAUUAAAUGACUUUCUUUCUCUGCAAAUACUGUGUUGAUAAAACUAUUUGCAUGUUCAACUGAACUGAUAUCCCCCCCAGUUUCAUUAUUAAAAGCAUAAAGAAGCUAUAUGUUUACAAAGAAGACAUGUGAAUGAUUCUUUAUAAAUAAGACUAGACUUUGAAAAAUCUUCUUUGUCCUUUCCUU